AUCCACUUCUCUUGCCUUCUCCUCCUUGGUGAACAAGGUCCACCUCCAUCCCACCACCAUGUCCUGCUAUGAUCUGUGCCGUCCCUGCGGACCGACCCCACUGGCCAACAGCUGCAACGAGCCCUGUGUGCGCCAGUGCCAGGACUCCCGGGUGGUGAUCCAGCCGUCUCCUGUGGUGGUCACCCUGCCUGGACCCAUCCUCAGCUCCUUCCCCCAGAACACCGCUGUGGGCUCCAGCACCUCUGCUGCUGUUGGCAGCAUCCUGAGUGAGGAGGGAGUGCCCAUCUCCUCCGGUGGCUUUGGCAUCUCCGGCCUAGGCAGCCGCUUCUCUAGCAGGAGGUGCCUGCCCUACUAAGGAUGAGGUGGACAUCCUGUGAAUGCAUCCCCCAGGAAGCCCAAAGUCAGGUGCUGGACUGAAGAUGGAGUUUCUGGCUUGCUUUUUCAGUUUCCCAGAUAGGCUGAGUAUCUUUGUGACCUUCUGCAAAGCAGAGAGGGAUGCCAGGUUGCCAGCCUGUGCUGUCUGGAAACAUAGCCAGCAGAUUUCUUCUUCUUCUCCCACUUUCUUCUCAUCAUCACAUCCUUGUUGUCUCCUGCUUUCCUGUGCCAUGGAUUCAUCCUGAAGCAAGUUGAGAUGGCACUGCCUCUUUCCAAUCACCAUGUGAGGGAGGAAGUCAGGCAUCCCAUUGUGUUGAAGGUCUAUCAGAGUUCCAGAUGCCCUAGGAGCAACCUGCACCACCCUUCUACAGUGCAAUGCUUUGAUUCUAUCUUCAAACACAAUAAAUUUUAUGUUGCAUUCAAA
Molecule: messenger RNA, 799 nt
Organism: Gallus gallus (chicken)
Lineage: Eukaryota; Metazoa; Chordata; Aves; Galliformes; Phasianidae
Gene: CBP7C1
Product: keratin A
Exons: 2
Coding region: 59-355 (98 amino acids)
Cellular component (GO): intermediate filament
Molecular function (GO): structural constituent of cytoskeleton
Source: RefSeq, a predicted model, not a curated record